AAUGGCUGCAGUGAUUGCGCAGCACCGAGAGGUCGGUGAGGCAGCGGGUAGCCCGUAUUUUUUGAAGGCCUCUCCUCCCUGCAUGCAUAGAAACGAACACCAACCCUCCUGAAGCCGCCAUUGUAUUUAAGGGCAAACGGGGCGCUGCAGGCAGUGUAAGUUAGAAAGACACCAUAUUUGUUAAGCUGCAGAAAUGGCGCCUCAGUGUGGUCAAUGGCAACUGAAGCUAGGUCGUCGCCAUGUUUUCUGAAGGCAUCUUCCGGGUCCUUCACCCGAGUCCUUGUCUUUGUGCUUGCGGCUGUGGAGUAGCCACUAUGGAGCGGUACUAGCAUUCCUCCGGAGCUCUGCCAUCCCUAGCGGCGAUUCACUGCCCGCUUCGUUCCGUUCGCGUUGAGAGCGACCGUGACCAAGGGGCGCGGCAAGGGCGUGGCCUCCCGGGGACACUGAGGUCCGAAGCCGCAGGCUGGGGGAGCCAAGCCGCUACCCCGGCAGGAUCCCCGAUGGCGCCACCCCCGGCCUCUCUGCUGGUGCCGAUGCCGGGGGAGAUCUGGCCUGCCUUCCGGAAGCCUGAGCUCGUGAGCUUCGCGGAUGUGGCCGUGUACUUCUCCCCACAGGAGUGGGGGUGUCUGCGCCCCGCGCAGAGAGCCUUGUACCGGGAGGUGAUGUGCGAGACCUACGGCCUCCUGGGCGCGCUCGGGUUCCCGGGCCCCAAACCAGCCCUCAUCUCUUGGAUGGAACAGGAGAGUGAGGCUUGGAGUCCCGCCGCCCAGGAUCCUGAGGAGGGGGAAAGUCUGGGAGGAGCUCCAAGAGGAGACACUCCAAAGGAAACGGAGCAGAGCUCCAAGAAGGGAGUUGAGAGGCCAGCAGAGACUCCUGCUCAGUUGCCACCUACAGAGGUGGUUGAACACAAGACUUAUUCCAUGGCUACCAAGGCCUCUGCAGGGGCACAGGCACCUACCAAAGCUGCUCCCAACCAAAUAGUGGGUGUGCAGCUUCCUGUCCAGGUACCCGGCACAGAUUCACAGGCAAGGCAGCGGCGCCAUGUGUGUGUGGACUGUGGGCGCCGUUUCACCUACCCAUCUUUGCUGGUCAGCCACCGGCGCAUGCACUCAGGUGAGCGACCCUUUCCCUGUCCAGAGUGUGGCAUGCGCUUCAAGAGGAAGUUUGCGGUGGAAGCACACCAAUGGAUCCACCGUUCCUGCUCAGGGGGUCGCCGUGGCCGUAGGCCUGGGAUCCGGGCUGUGCCUGGAGCCCCAGUCCGAGGUGACCGUGACCCACCAGUGCUCUUUCGGCAUUAUCCGGACAUCUUUGAGGAGUGUGGGUGAGCUGAGCAAGCUGCCUCUCUAUCUGGAGCGGAGCACGAACUUGUCACUAAGAGCCAACUGAGUCAAGACGUGGGAGUUAAAAUGCAUCCCGU
Acomys russatus (golden spiny mouse) is the source of this 1417-nucleotide messenger RNA. RefSeq names its product zinc finger protein 688 (gene Znf688). The transcript is spliced from 3 exons. Gene Ontology annotation, biological process: regulation of DNA-templated transcription. The coding region runs from base 501 to 1325 and encodes 274 amino acids. Lineage: Eukaryota; Metazoa; Chordata; Mammalia; Rodentia; Muridae. The record is from RefSeq and is a predicted model, not a curated record.